UUCAUUAAUAAUUUGAUAUGAAACCGGGAUCUCCGGAAUGUUGAGUUGAAAAGAGUGUUGAAAGAUUUUAUUUAAUUACAAUAAUUUAACUGAUUGAAAGUCUUUGCUCAAUUAGAAUAUAAUUAUUUUAUUUGAACGGUAAACGCAUAUUGUCAGCUUUUUAAUAUUUGGAAGAGAGAAUUACAUUGAUAAAUAAGGCUUUUAUUUUUUUGGAGUAGCUAUAUGUGAAAUUUAUUAGAUCAUCAAUUUCACAAGAUAACGAAACUUCAAUUAGGAUUCAAUUAGAUACGUAUAUAUAUCUGUGUACAUAAUAUGUACCUUUACAUACAUUUUUAAUUUACAGGCAACUUCGCAAUGGCAGCAGAUCUUUUUCAAGAUAUCCAACAGUUAAGUGACGAUCCAUCAACAAAAAAUGGCAUCAAGCACAAAUUGGUCAAUGAAAUAACAAAUAAAUUCAAGAAUAAUUGUUAUUCGAAAGAUCAGCUGCAUGAAUUUAUGAACCCAGCGACUAUUACAAAACGUGCAGCAUUUGUUAAACGACUUUAUGUGAAUUUUUUAAUUGAGGAGAAAAAUGAGAAAUUACUAACGCAAUCAUUACUAUUUGAAGAUGAUGAUAUUAUUAACGAUAUAAUCAAACGUUGUGAUUUUUUCUGGAGUAAUCAAGCAAAUUCUUUGGACACUUUAAUGAUGGAUAUUUUUCCAAAAGUUUCAUACUCUCAAAGAAACAGAAUACUCAAAGUUAUAGAAAGAAAAAUUACCGAUCCAGAACUUGCAAAGAAAUACUAUGAUGGGUUGGCAAAAAAUUACAAUGUUCCAACAGCUCGCCCAUUUUUAAAACACUGCAGUUUAGAUAUUUGGCUAGAUUUCGCAAAAAAUGUUAAUAUUUUUUUAACAGAAGAUGAGCUUUUUGCUGUUUUUUCAAAAAGAUCAAAGGAAAUAUUGGACUACUUUAAAGAACUAGUUCAAUAUAAAGUGGGAAGCGGAUUGAAAAAUUUCAACUCAAACUCUUAUACAAGAUUAUUUGAGAAAUUAUUGCAUAUUUACCCAGAAGAAGCCUUUCAACUAUUUAACAAAACGGAGCAAAAUUUUUCUAGCUUCACCGCAAGUAGAAAAUUAACAAAAAUGUUCAUCAGGAAAUUUAACGAUUUCGUAAUAUCUGAUGCAACAUCACAGCGUUACAAUCGUUACAAUAUUUUAAAAUAUCUGACAAAAGAACAACUGGAAAGUUAUUUAUGUUCUGCUUUUCCGGAUCAUUCACGUUUAGGGCACAUUUCAAUUCCAAAUGUAAAUUACUAUGUUGGAUCUAUAUUUAAAUUACUUAAAACAAAUGAACAAAGACUAGAUUUAUUGAAAAGGUGCUAUAAACGGGUUUUUGGUUUAGAACUAUUCGACGAUAGGCAAAAUAUCACUUUCGAAUUAAUGGGAUGGAUAGAUGAUACAGAAUUGAGGCAUAAGUUAGCUGUGGAUAAAUUUGAAAAUUACGAAUAUGAUAAAUAUUUAAAAGCUGAAGACUGGAUUCCCUACAUGAAGGUCGAAGUUUCAAUACCAAAAUUAAAGGAAUUAAUACAUACUUCAAUGCAAGUACCCGAUCGCAGUAAAUAUCUUCGGGAACUUAUAAGAACGUGUGAAAUAAAUAAAGACUUCAAAGCCUUAUUAGAAGUUUUGAAGUAUUUUAAUUUUAAACAUAAAAAUGAGCAAUUGAGUGUUAGAAAUGAAUUCAUAAAUCAGGUAGGGUACUUGUUUCCAAAAAAUCGUUCCAAUUUUAAUCAAGAACUGUGGGAAGAAAUUUAUAACAUUGUUUGUAAUUUUGAUAUAAAAUCAGAAUUAACUAAUUAUUCAUGUACCAUUUCUGCAAAGAUUUUUGUAGAAGCACUAACCUAUUCAACUAAUGACAAAAAUUUAUUUGAAAAGUGGUUUACCUUAUAUGAAAAAUGGUGUACUGGAAACAAAUGUUUCUACACUAUAAGACAGUUUCACAAUAAAGCGACUUUGGAAUUAAUAUCAUUAUAUAUAAAUAAAGAUGCUCAUUAUGAUUUAUUACAAGCAUAUAUUGAGUAUAAUAGGCAUAAUAAAGACAACCCAAUCAAAAUAACCGAAUAUAAAUGGGCUAUGGAACUCUUUCAUGAGAAGAUAAAUUUAUGUAAGAUGAAUACUGUAAAUGAUUUAACAACUGUAAUAAAAUUUCUUGAAAGAGACCCGAUCAUUAAGGAACAUUUCUCGCAACUAAUUUUUGAUUAUAAAUGUAAAGUUCUGAGAAAGUCCAUAGAUUUGAAUUAUUUGGAUUAUCUUAUAGAGUAUAUGCCAUGUGAUCCUGAGUAUGUUAAAAGCAAUAUUCCACAACUUUGUGAUUUAUACAUUUCAAGUCUUAAAGAAUAUAAUAAAACAUUUGAUCAAAAAAUUAAAACUUCAAUUCGUUUGAAAAAAAUUCCAACACUAGAAAUUGAACUGCAUAAAAGGUGUUACGAAAUUUUGAAAAAUGAAAAAACCGAUCAAUUGAAGGAAUAUGCCAUUUGGAUUUUAUGGCCAUAUUUGUCAAGUAAUGAAUUUUUUGAAAUUUCUAAACCAUAUUAUCCUAAAGAGAAAGUUGCACAAAUGGGAAAUGAUGAAUGUCAAUUCAAAUUUAUGUUUCAAAAAAGGAUUGCAUACUGCCUAAAAAAUUAUAGAUCAGAUCCGGAAAUAUUAGUGGCAUUGAAAGCUUUUUGUUCUGGAGAUUUCCUUCAAUUAACAGUAGGAAGUUUAAAUAGUAUUUGCCAAAAAAUGCCGUAUUACAGAUCAAAAGAAUUUCUUGAAAAUUCUAUAAACGUUCCUGUGUCAUUCAAAAAGCAUAUCUUACGGUUGUUACAUACCAUGUUGGAAAAAUCAUUGCUCAUAAUGUUGCUUAAAAAAUCUUGGACAGAAGAGAAAAAUCCAACAAUACGAAAAAUUUUAUUAGAGAGAAUGCUUAAAUAUUUGGUUAAUGAAUUCGAUAACGAAAUUUGGUGGAACGCUAUAGAACAAUGUUUAAAAGAGUUAAAUCAUAAAGAUAAAGAUAUAAUAGAAAUAUGUACGCAUUUAAAUGAAAUUCCAACAAGCUAUUUAUCUGAAUAUAUUGAAUUAAUGUGGAAAAAAAUUUUAGAAGUAGAAAAAGAACUUCCGCAACUUCAAGAAAAACGUUUUAAUAUGUUAAUUGAUGUAAAUAAUAGAAUUCAACAUAUGAAAGAUGAAUUCCUUGAACAUCUCUUGAAAGAAUAUUUAUUUAAUAUUGAUAUGGAGAAAAGUACUUGGAGUAAAUUUACAGCUAUAGCUGUAUCAUAUAUGCUUUCAAAGAAGAAUAUUUCCGAAUCGGAUAUAGAAAAACGCCUAAAAUUGAUUAUUGAUAUUUUAAAAUCGGCCCAUGCUAAGAAUUGGGAUACAUAUAAUGCAAAAGAAGAAUCUUAUAAUUUAAGAGGGUUAUUAACCGAUUUCAUAAGUCAUUUCUUUUAUAAAAUUUUCAAAAUUAAUAUAGAACAUAAAGAAUUCGUUAAAUAUGUAAUAACAACAUUUGUUCAAUUCUUAAAAGAAAUUAUUGAUCCGGAAACAUAUUUCUAUACAUAUUAUAUGAUUUUUGAAUAUACUCUGAUAUAUUUUGAAGUUGACAAAAAUUUCUUUGAAUUUGGUAAAAUUGUCCGUAAUAUAAUUGACAGAGAAGUUAAAAAAUAUGAUAGUAUUGCUAUUGCACAACUGGCCAGUGAUUUAGCUUACUUUAUGCGUAUGAUUUGCACUAACUAUAAUAUUGAUGGAACAUAUUUAUUAGAUGGUAUAUUGUUUGCACCAUUACAAUCACCUGAAUGUGCCUUAGUAGCUCAUUUCUUAACAAAUGUAUGUGGAAUAAUUGAGGAUAAUAAAUUAAAGCGAAAAUAUAAUGAAAUAUUAUUGCAAACUAAUGAUAAACGUAUUAAACUGCAUUUAAAUAACAAAUUUAAUUAAAUAUAAUUUUAAUAUUUAUAUACAUAUAUUGUAUAAUUGAAAUAAUUUACGUAUUUAUGUUGGACAAUUGAUAUAAUUGUGUCCUCAUAAGUGGACACA
Molecule: messenger RNA, 4044 nt
Organism: Condylostylus longicornis
Lineage: Eukaryota; Metazoa; Arthropoda; Insecta; Diptera; Dolichopodidae
Exons: 4
Coding region: 355-3945 (1196 amino acids)
Source: RefSeq, a predicted model, not a curated record